AUGGAAAUACAAGAGGAGGAGCAAGCUAAAGAGCUUAAGGAGCUCCGUUUUGAAUUACAGACUCGCUUAAGAAAACUGCAGAAAUGCUGUGGCCCAGAGCGACCUCCCGAGAAGCCAUGGAAACAUGACAGCGGUGCGGCGGACUUGGAGUGGGUCACCGACUAUGCAGAGGAGAAGGAGAUCCAGAGUUCCAAUCUGGAGACGGCCAUGUCUGUGAUUGGAGACAGAAGGUCCCGGGAGCAGAAAGCCAAACAGGAGCGGGAGAAAGAACUGGCAAAAGUCACUAUCAAGAAGGAAGAUCUGGAACUGAUAAUGACUGAGAUGGAGAUAUCUCAAGCAGCAGCAGAACGCAGCUUGCGGGAACACAUGGGCAAUGUGGUAGAGGCGCUUAUUGCCCUAACCAACUGAUGCGUGCUUUCUUAGAUAUACCUACUGGAUUAAUUUAUGGCAAAUUUUUUUUGGUCUUU
Molecule: messenger RNA, 467 nt
Organism: Saimiri boliviensis boliviensis (Bolivian squirrel monkey)
Lineage: Eukaryota; Metazoa; Chordata; Mammalia; Primates; Cebidae
Source: RefSeq, a predicted model, not a curated record